AUGGUGAUGAUGAUGAUGAUGAUGAUGAUGAUGAUGAUGAUGAUGAUGAUGAUGAUGAUGAUGAUGAUGAUGAUGAUGAUGAUGAUGAUGAUGAUGAUGAUGAUGAUGAUGAUGAUGAUGAUGAUGAUGAUGAUGAUGAUGAUGAUGAUGAUGAUGAUGAUGAUGAUGAUGAUGAUGAUGAUGAUGAUGAUGAUGAUGAUGAUGAUGAUGAUGAUGAUGAUGAUGAUGAUGAUGAUGAUGAUGAUGAUGAUGAUGAUGAUGAUGAUGAUGAUGAUGAUGAUGAUGAUGAUGAUGAUGAUGAUGAUGAUGAUGAUGAUGAUGAUGAUGAUGAUGAUGAUGAUGAUGAUGAUGAUGAUGCUUUGGAUGAUGAUGAUGAUGAUGCUUUGGAUGAUGAUGAUGAUGAUGAUGAUGAUGAUGAUGAUGAUGAUGAUGAUGAUGAUGAUGAUGAUGAUGAUGAUGAUGAUGAUGAUGAUGAUGAUGAUGAUGAUGAUGAUGAUGAUGAUGAUGAUGAUGAUGAUGAUGAUGAUGAUGAUGAUGAUGAUGAUGAUGAUGAUGAUGAUGAUGAUGAUGAUGAUGAUGAUGAUGAUGAUGAUGAUGAUGAUGAUGAUGAUGAUGAUGAUGAUGAUGAUGAUGAUGAUGAUGAUGAUGAUGAUGAUGAUGAUGAUGAUGAUGAUGAUGAUGAUGAUGAUGAUGAUGAUGAUGAUGAUGAUGAUGAUGAUGAUGAUGAUGAUGAUGAUGAUGAUGAUGAUGAUGAUGAUGAUGAUGAUGAUGAUGAUGAUGAUGAUGAUGAUGAUGAUGAUGAUGAUGAUGAUGAUGAUGAUGAUGAUGAUGAUGAUGAUGAUGAUGAUGAUGAUGAUGAUGAUGAUGAUGAUGAUGAUGAUGAUGAUGAUGAUGAUGAUGAUGAUGAUGAUGAUGAUGAUGAUGAUGAUGAUGAUGAUGAUGAUGAUGAUGAUGAUGAUGAUGAUGAUGAUGAUGAUGAUGAUGAUGAUGAUGAUGAUGAUGAUGAUGAUGAUGAUGAUGAUGAUGAUGAUGAUGAUGAUGAUGAUGAUGAUGAUGAUGAUGAUGAUGAUGAUGAUGAUGAUGAUGAUGAUGAUGAUGAUGAUGAUGAUGAUGAUGAUGAUGAUGAUGAUGAUGAUGAUGAUGAUGAUGAUGAUGAUGAUGAUGAUGAUGAUGAUGAUGAUGAUGAUGAUGAUGAUAUAA
Molecule: messenger RNA, 1200 nt
Organism: Schistosoma mattheei
Lineage: Eukaryota; Metazoa; Platyhelminthes; Trematoda; Strigeidida; Schistosomatidae
Source: the annotation of a GenBank genome assembly